AUGCUGAGCCGACUGAUGAGCAGCAGCAUCCGGAGCCUGGACAGGGAGUACGAGUGCACCGUGAGGCUGCUGGACGACUCGGAGUACACCUGCACGAUCCAGCGGGAUGCCAAGGGACAGUACCUGUUUGAUCUGAUUUGCCACCAUCUCAACCUGCUCGAGAAAGACUACUUUGGCAUUAGAUAUGUUGACCCAGACAAGCAGAGGCACUGGUUGGAGUUUUCAAAGUCAAUUGCCAAACAAAUGAAAUCCCAGCCUCCAUUCACUAUGUGUUUGCGUGUCAAGUUUUACCCCCCCGACCCUGCUGCCCUGAGAGAGGAAAUCACCAGAUAUCUCGUCUUCCUGCAGGUUAAGAGGGAUCUGUACCACGGUCGCCUGCUGUGCAAGACGUCAGAUGCUGCUCUGCUGGCUGCCCACAUAUUACAAGCCGAAAUUGGUGACCAUGACCCUGGGAAACACCCAGAGGGCUACAGCUCCAAGUUCCAGUUCUUCCCUAAGCACUCAGAGAAGCUGGAGCGGCGGAUUGCUGAGAUCCACAAGACUGAGCUGAUAGGUCAGAGUCCUGAAACGUCAGAGCUCAACUUCCUCCAAAAGGCUCAGAUGCUGGAGACAUAUGGAGUGGACCCUCAUCCAUGCAAGGAUGUGUCUGGCAACCCUGCGUUUCUGGCUUUCACUCCUUUUGGAUUCACUGUGCUGCAAGGAAACAGGAGGGUCCAUUUACUCAACUGGGAGGAGGUGACCAAACUCAAGUUCGAAGCAAAGACAUUCCACAUUUAUGCAAAUCAGAAGGAGGAUAAGAAGAUCAUACUGACUUACUUUGCACCGACACCUGAGGCCUGUAAGCAUCUGUGGAAGUGUGGAGUCGAGAAUCAGGCCUUCUUCAAGCUGGAUAAGUCGAGUCAAGUCCGAACUGUGUCCAGUAGUAAUCUCUUCUUCAAGGGGAGUCGCUUCCGAUACAGUGGGAAAGUUGCAAAGGAGGUAAUGGAACAAAGUGCCAAAAUUAAAAGAGACCCUCCUGAGAUCCACAGGGCCGGCAUGGUACCAAGUAGGAGCUGUCCGUCCAUCACCCACGGCCCUCGUCUGACCAGUGUACCCAGGACCCGACGUAGAGCUGUGCACAUCUCCAUCAUGGAAGGUUUGGAGUCCCUUCGAGACAGCGCCCACUCCACGCCUGUGCGCUCUGUCUCCCACGGUGACUCCUUCAUGUACUCCCGGCGCCAGCUGAUAGACGGCAGCGAGGCGAGCACGUCAGCAGUCAUCUCCGACGAGGCCUACAGCCCCUCAGACAGCAUGCUGCCCACACCUGUGGCUGAACACCGCGCAGAGAUGCCAUCGGCUCGUAACCUCAACGGAUCGACCUGCAGCAACGACGAGGAGCAGGAGGCAAAGGCGGGAACAUCGAAGAAAGAGCAGACGGCAGAGUUCGGGCCUGGCAGGAGAGCGCUGCGUAUGGUCAGGAGCAGGCCGUCGCCACCCAGUGACGCAGAGGAGCUGAACAAGUUUGUCCUGAGCGUGUUACGUCUAUUCCUGGUCACUAUAGGAUUGCUGUUCGCUCUGCUGCUGCUCCUCAUCAUGCUGACAGAGUCCGACCUGGACAUAGCCUUCCUGAGAGACAUCCGCAAGACACCUGAAUUCCAGCAGUUCCACUUUGAAUACUUUUGCCCUCUGCGGCGCUGGUUCGCCUGUAAGUUUCGUUGGAUGGGAGGUUUCCUUGUCAGCCAGUGA
Messenger RNA from Limanda limanda (common dab), 1725 nucleotides. Its product is annotated as FERM domain-containing protein 5-like. NCBI's taxonomy places the organism in Eukaryota, Metazoa, Chordata, Actinopteri, Pleuronectiformes, Pleuronectidae. Bases 1 to 1725 code for a protein of 574 amino acids. Gene Ontology annotation, molecular function: cytoskeletal protein binding. The record is from RefSeq and is a predicted model, not a curated record. The transcript has 14 exons. Gene Ontology annotation, cellular component: cytoskeleton.